Athalia rosae (coleseed sawfly) is the source of this 551-nucleotide messenger RNA. RefSeq names its product 60S ribosomal protein L23 (gene RpL23). The record is from RefSeq and is a predicted model, not a curated record. Bases 64 to 486 code for a protein of 140 amino acids. Gene Ontology annotation, cellular component: cytosolic large ribosomal subunit; ribosome. Gene Ontology annotation, biological process: translation. The transcript is spliced from 4 exons. NCBI's taxonomy places the organism in Eukaryota, Metazoa, Arthropoda, Insecta, Hymenoptera, Athaliidae. Gene Ontology annotation, molecular function: structural constituent of ribosome; large ribosomal subunit rRNA binding.
CGGAAACUUCAUAGUUGCAGUGGCGACCGAAAGACUUGAACUUCCUCUUUCAUACCAGGCAAUAUGUCGAAAAGAGGACGUGGUGGUUCUGCGGGAGCCAAGUUCAGGAUUUCCCUGGGUCUACCGGUCGGCGCCGUUAUUAAUUGCGCCGAUAAUACGGGGGCCAAAAACUUGCACGUUAUUGCUGUACAAGGAAAUAAGGGUCGUCUCAACCGUAUGCCAGCAGCUGGUCCAGGUGACAUGAUCGUUGCUACCGUCAAGAAGGGAAAGCCUGAACUCAGGAAAAAAGUCAUGCUCGCGGUGGUAAUUCGCCAGCGUAAGCCAUUCCGAAGGAAGGAUGGUGUUUUCAUAUACUUUGAGGAUAACGCAGGGGUUAUAGUAAACAACAAAGGUGAAAUGAAGGGGUCAGCUAUCACCGGUCCCGUUGCUAAAGAGUGUGCGGAUCUCUGGCCAAGGAUUGCAUCGAAUGCAAGCAGUAUCGCCUAGAAUCGUAACACCCUGUACAAAACCCUGGAAAAACUUUCAACUUAAUAAACACGAACCUGAAUUCA